GGCGGCAAAAAUGUCAAUCGGAGGGAGGAGUAAAGUGAAGUUCAUGUGCAGUUUCGGCGGCAAAAUCCUCCCAAGACCUUCCGACGGCCUUCUCAAAUACGUCGGCGGCGAAACUCGCGUCAUCGCCGUCUCUCCCGACAUCACCUUCGUCGAACUCACCAAGAAACUCACAGAAAUCACAGAAAACGACGUCGUACUCAAAUACCAAAUCACCCCCGAAGAUCUCGACGCGUUAGUCUCCGUAAAGUCGGACGAAGACCUCAAACACAUGAUGGACGAAUACAACCGUCACCACCACCACAACGAGACUCCCAAGCUCAGAACCUUCUUGUUCCCAGCGAACCCAACGGUUGUUCGAUUAGGUUCUCCUAUCGAGCCUCAGACGAUAGAGCAGCGCUACAUCGAAGCCAUCAACGGCAUUGUUCGUGGCGCUCCGAUCAAAACACGACCUUCUUUCACCCUCUCCGCUUCCUCCUCUCCUAAAUCCGAAUCAUCACCGGAUGGAUUCGGUAACGAGCAGCAUCCUGAAAUUGGUAGCUACCAAUUGAGCCGGCUUUAUCCGAUGCAUAGAGUACGGAGCAGUCCUAACAUCUCACAGGCACAUAACUAUCAUCACCAUCACCACCACCAUAGUGCUUACUUUCAGCCACCUAACAACUACUUGAAUUGUAGACUGCGCCCACCACCACCCCCACCGUUGGACUUCCCUAGAGGCGGCGCAGGCUGGGAUCAACAAGGUGGUGGUAACGGAAAGUACGGUUGCAGUGAGGAACGUAGAGUCUGGGGUAGAGCAAACAGUGUUCCUCACAGUCCUAGGAACCAUGGAUUUCGUCUCUGAUAACAUUUAUAUAUACAUGGUCUUCUUGUGUUUUGUUGUUGUGUAGUUUCUGACAGACAUCUGUAGGUAUCUAGCGUGUUUACUACUCUUGCAAGAGAUUUGGUUUGUAAAGCUGAGAAGAAUGACAAAGUUUGACUCCUACCAUUAGUUUGCUGCCCAAAGUGAUAUUGUUCAUCCUACUAAAUGAAUAUUUGUAUGAAUCUGUUUUUUUUUUUAAUUAUUUGACGGGGGUGAAGAAGUCACAUUGAUCACAUCAGCAUUGUUGUAUCCACCUUUGGUUGAGGAUCGGGCAGCUUCACCUCCUCCUUAUUAUAAAAUCAGCACCACCUGGUUGGGGUCUGUUGUAUAGAGAUUAGAGACUUUAGUAAUAUGCAUCACUUCUUGGUUAAGAUC
Molecule: messenger RNA, 1231 nt
Organism: Raphanus sativus (radish)
Lineage: Eukaryota; Viridiplantae; Streptophyta; Magnoliopsida; Brassicales; Brassicaceae
Exons: 2
Coding region: 11-838 (275 amino acids)
Molecular function (GO): protein binding
Source: RefSeq, a predicted model, not a curated record